CGCUCGUUCAUUCAUUCAUUAGUCGCGCACGAUUUGUAAAUUAUAAACACGUUGUUGUGAUCUUUUAUUUGUGAAUUUAAUUAUUUUUUUCAGUGAAUAGCACCCUAAAACAUCAACCAUGGCGGAGUUUGUAAACCAACGUAUCGAGGAUAUGAUAAAUGAGUUGGAGCAGAUGAGAAGAACGGGAAUGUAUAACGACGAUGAGAUAAGAGAAAUAGCACGAAAGCGGAAAGAGUUCGAAUAUAAAAUCCAAAGACGCGUAAAAAGCAAGGAAGAUUUCGUCCAUUAUAUCGAGUAUGAACUUACAAUGCUUGAAGACAUUUCUCUUCGGAGGCGGCAGGCGAAUCUAAGCGAAUUAAAGAAGGAUAUAGAGUAUGCGAUCGCUAAACGGGUCAACAAAGUGUUCAAGCAGUUCAUAUACCGAUUCCAGAACGACAUCGAGAUAUACUUCCAGUAUAUCAAGUUCUGCAGAGGUGUGGGUUUCGAAUCUGCCAUUUCUGGCAUCAUUGGACAAAUGCUACAGAUGUACGGUGACAAGCCAAAGAUGUGGCAACUAGCCAGCAAGUGGGAGAGCGAGGAGCAGCGGAACCUGCCGGCGGCACGGGACUUCCUGCUGAAGGGGCUUCACCGCCACCCAGACGCAGAGGUGCUCUACCUCGACUUGUUCAAAAUUGAACUGAUGCUGGCUAAUAACAGUGCUACUGAUGAGGACAAGGAGAAGCAAAUCAAGAGGGCAUCAAUUGUAUGGAGGAACUGUGAAAAAAAUAUAACUGAUGUGUCAGUUCUGUUCAAACUGUUUGAUGUGUGUGUGUUGUAUGAUGCGGGCGGCUCCCUGCUGCGCGAGAUCAAGGAGGAGAUCUGGAGCAGGAACACCCAGCGGGAAGUGUGGUGUUUCAUAGCUGCUAAGGAGUUAGAGGGUUGCCACUGGGAUGAUAUAGAAGAAUUUGUGGAUGAAGACUCUGACUAUCCUGACAACUUGAAAUAUUACAUGGCUGUCUAUGAAGAAACACUUCAAAGGUUCCCAGAGGAGAGCCUCUGUACAAAACUCAUUCAUAACCUGCUUGGAGCCAGUGACAGCGUGUGUUUUGGAGAACAGAAGGUGAAUGCAGUGAAGAGUGCCUGGCUGGUCGGUCACGAGCAGGGCUUGCUGCCAGAUCACAUGUACCCCUUCGGCAUACAGAUGCUAAAGCUAGAGAAUGAACUCAGUAGCAGUGAACUUUUUGAGAUUUUGGACACAGCUACAAAGAGGAAGCCGUCGGCCAAAUGUCUGUGGGAAGAGAAGCUCUCUCUGGCCAAGCCUGAUGAGAGGAAGAUGCUGGCAGUAGUCCAGGAGGCGUCCCGGGCACUGGCGGCUGACGACGCUGCACUGCUGUGGCACUGGCUCCUGGACCAUGUUGAGACUAGUGCUACUCUCAAGAAUGUCUACAAGAGGGUUCAAAACUGCGAGAGUGCGGUGCUGCUGGCUGUUAAGUCCAAGUUACUAGUGAAAAUGUAUGAGCACUGCGGCUUGAAGGCGACCAGGGAAAUGUAUGAAGAAUUCAUACGGACUCCACCCAUACAACUCGAUCUACACACAGCAAUGAUUGACAUUGAAUUUAAUCAGGAAGUCGUCAAUGUGAAGCAAAUUCGGAAAUGUUAUGAGUGCUUAGUCCAACAUCAUGGUAGAGACAAUGUUGAUGUCUGGUGUGACUACAUGAAGUUUGAGACCAGUAAAGGAAGUGCCGCCCUGUCUCCCGCCAUCUACAGAAGAGCUGUAGCUACACUCAAGAAGGAACUAGUUGAUCAAUUCAUCAAGAAUCAGGCUUUAGCUAAAAUAAAAUCAUAACCUGACUGCACAAGUUGUCCUGUUUUGUUUUACUGAUAAGAUAAUAAAAAGCACAUUGACAAAACAAACAUUUAUUGUGAUAACCUUUAUCAACAAUCUAGCAAAAGAAUGCCCACAUAUUACACCAUUUAUACUAAAUUAUUUACAUGUCAAUUGUACAUAACAUUAAACUCUCCCUACUAGAAAGUAUGACUAUAAUAGAAUUCAUAGGUAAAUGUGGAAUUUAACACUUAGCAAAUAAAUUUGAAUAAAU
This is a messenger RNA of Plutella xylostella (diamondback moth), 2078 nucleotides long. Its product is annotated as U3 small nucleolar RNA-associated protein 6 homolog. Gene Ontology annotation, molecular function: snoRNA binding; protein binding. The record is from RefSeq and is a predicted model, not a curated record. Gene Ontology annotation, biological process: maturation of SSU-rRNA from tricistronic rRNA transcript (SSU-rRNA, 5.8S rRNA, LSU-rRNA). Gene Ontology annotation, cellular component: Pwp2p-containing subcomplex of 90S preribosome; small-subunit processome. NCBI's taxonomy places the organism in Eukaryota, Metazoa, Arthropoda, Insecta, Lepidoptera, Plutellidae.